GAAAUGGCUCAGGCUGCCUGUCUUCUGGAUCAGGACCAAUUCAGCUGCACAAUCUGUCUGGAUCUACUGAAGGAUCCAGUGACUAUUCCCUGUGGACACAGUUACUGUAUGGGCUGUAUUAAGGGCUGCUGGGAUCAGGAUGAUCAUACUGGUGUCUACAGCUGUCCCCAGUGCAGAGAGACCUUCACCCCAAGGCCUGUUUUAAGAAAAACCACCAUGCUGGCUGAAGUGGUGGAGCAACUGAAGAAGACAGGACUCCAAGCUGCUCCUCCUGGAGACGUGGUGUGUGAUGUCUGCACUGGGAGAAAGCGCAAAGCCAUCAAGUCCUGCCUGGUGUGUCUGGCCUCUUACUGUAAAACUCACCUCAAACUGCACAAUGAACUCAACCCAGGAAACACACAUAAUGUCAUCAAUGCUACUGGACGCCUGCAGGAAAAUAUGUGCCCUCAACAUAAAAAACUGCUGGAGAUUUACUGUCGUACCGAUCAGCAGUGUAUCUGUCUGCUGUGUGUGAUGGAUGAACACAGAGGCCAUGAUACAGUCUCAGCUGCAGCAGAAUGGACUGAGAGACAGAAGCAGCUGGGGGCGACACAGAGUAAAUUCCAGCAGAGAAUCCAGGAGAGAGAGAAGGAGCUGCAGGAUCUGAGACAGGCUGUGCAGUCACUCAAGAGCUCUGCACAGGCAGCAGUGGAGGACAGUGAGAGGAUCUUUACUGAGAUGAUCCGGUCCAUUGAGAGAAGGCGCUCUGAGGUGAAAGAGCUGAUCAGAGAUCAGGAGAAGGCUGAAGUGAGUCGGGCUGAAGCAUUCCUGGAGCGACUGGAGCAGGAGAUUGCUGAGCUGAGGAGGAGAGACGCUGAGCUGGAGCAGCUUUCACACACAGAAGAUCGCAUCCAAUUCCUCCAGAGCUCUAAGUCUCUCUGUGUCCCUCCUGGACCUGGAGACUUACCCAGCAUCACUGUCAGUCCACACGUCUCUUUUGAGGCUGUGAGGAAAUGUGUCUCUGAGCUGGAAGAGCGACUGGAGGACGUCUGCAAGGGGGAAAUGUCUAAGAUCUCCAGGGCAGGCAGAGCAGUGGCUGUUCAUGGCUGCUUUACUGAAGGUGGGGAGCCCUCAGAAGCCAGAGCCACAGCAGCUGAAGGGGAGACCUGUCCCCUCUGCAUGAAGCCCAUGGAGGAGAAGCAGAGGCUGAGGUGUACUCAUGCCUUCUGUGCAGCCUGUCUGAGGAGCUCUGAGGCCCAUCCCAACCCAGGGAAGCCCUUUACUGGAGUCCAAGCAGAGUCCUGGUUACCCAAUGAGCAACAGUUCUACUCAUCAGGCUCCCAAGUCUGCCUGAAGGGCCAUGAGGUGCUGAAGCUGCUGGAAAGAGCCUUUGAGCAGAAGCUGAUUUUUACUGUGGCUGCAGCCCAUGGAGCUGCAAGCAGAGUCGUCUUCACUGACAUCCCCCAUGCAAGAAACUUGUAA
Molecule: messenger RNA, 1461 nt
Organism: Osmerus eperlanus (European smelt)
Lineage: Eukaryota; Metazoa; Chordata; Actinopteri; Osmeriformes; Osmeridae
Product: E3 ubiquitin/ISG15 ligase TRIM25-like
Exons: 5
Coding region: 4-1461 (485 amino acids)
Molecular function (GO): zinc ion binding
Source: RefSeq, a predicted model, not a curated record